Aethina tumida (small hive beetle) is the source of this 1753-nucleotide messenger RNA. RefSeq lists its product as uncharacterized. The coding region runs from base 97 to 1581 and encodes 494 amino acids. The transcript is spliced from 5 exons. NCBI's taxonomy places the organism in Eukaryota, Metazoa, Arthropoda, Insecta, Coleoptera, Nitidulidae. The record is from RefSeq and is a predicted model, not a curated record.
AACAAAUAAUUGUCUUAACCUUUCUGUCAAACUUAUUCGAAUUGAACUGUUUAAAAUCAUUAAAAUUUCGCGUGUAAUUACAAUCAUUUGAAUAGCAUGUCCUCACAAAGGUACAAAUCCUCUGAACCAGCAUUGUGCGAAGUAUACAACAAUCGCAUGAUGAAACAGGAGAAGAGGUUCGAAACGUCAAGAAAAAUUUCGCCUGCUCUUCCAAAACAGACCAACACGUUAAGAGCCACCAGCCCGAAUUCCAACAACUCAAUGCCCUUGAAGAAAACCACCAAACACCACGCCACCAGCCCACCAACUAAACACAUCUCUCGAUUGGAAGAACCGGAUCUGAAAUCCAAGAUGAAGUCUGUCAAGAAGUCAAACAAUGAAACCUGGGCCAACUGCUUAAAAAACAAUAAAACCAAAGAUCCAUAUGGGUUCAAUAAGUAUGAUCCCUUGAGAUUGGUGCAUUUUUUGACUAAGGAACUGAAGAGUCAUGUGCAAAAUAUUUUGCCCGAAGAUGAUUGUACUCGAGAUAUGUUGGGGCAAUUAGAAACUGCACUUAAUAGAGUUCCACCUGAAGUUGCUACAGCUAUACAUUUACAACAAGCCAUUGAAUUUUUACCCAGAUCUAAAAGUCAUUCUUCUAUUAAUGAUGAAAAACCUGAAAAAUUAGAAAAAUCAAAAAAGUUGCAGUGCAAAUCUAUUCAAACUUUAACUGACAAGGAGGAUGAUAAUUUACACAAAAUGAUGGUAGAAAAUACUGAAAAGUUGGAAGCACAAAUUAAACUGUUAGAAGAGACAGUAGAAAAGCUGAAGCAGGAAAAUGAACAGAAAAAGAACAAACUUGCUGUUGAGAAAGACAAUGUAGCAUAUUAUAAGGGUCGUCUUGAAGAACUAGAGAAAAAUCAUGCCGAAACGGUCAACGUUAAAAUCUACAAAAUGGAGGAAGAGAAGUCCACGCUGGAGACCCAAAUCAGCCAGCUAAAACUUCAACUGGCCGACGUGUCGAAGCCGCGCGAAGAACUGCGCGUCCUCAUCAAAGAAAUGAAGAAAAACAAGAGCGACACCGACGCGGAGCUAAUGAAGCUACGGCACCAGUUGAAGCUGAGCGAGAUAGAGAAGGAGAAGUACAUGGCCGUGCUGGCCGUUCGGGACAGGCAGAUAAACGAAAUCAGAAACGAGAUGUCGCAGCUCCAGGAGGUCGUGAACGAGCAGUUGAUGGAGUUGCACAGCAACGCAUUUUCCAAUCUACCUUCGCAAACGUGUAGUGAUAGUGAUAUAAUAUCAGAAUCAAAAGAAACUGGUGAUAGUUUACCAUCUCCAAUCACCAGAGGCAAUCCGCGCUAUAAACGCCAAGAAGAAAUGUUCAAAAAUAUGCCGGAAGGUGACAUAACAGACCGUGAUAAGAUCUUUGAAAAUUUGAUAGACUUAGAAAACGAAAUUGAUCACGUUAAACCUAAAGAUAAAAUUGAUAGUGAGAAACCCCCUCUGUAUGAAGCAACUAACUCUCAAGUCAGUAUUAAGGAUGUUUUGACGGAGCUGAAAAGGCAGGUCUAUUCUGUGAGUGGACAAUCUAUGAGCUCAUGAUUAUUUAGCUCUAAAUUUCACGCAAUCGUUCCAGAAUCUCCGUGCUCAAUGUAUAUUUCUAUGACUUGUAUUUUGUAUAUAUUUAUUAUUGUGAUCUUUAGUUGUAAACUAUGUAAUUAAUUAAAUUAUUGUGACAUUUCUUUAUAUUAAUAUACCUUUUAUACAAAUUGUA